GCGGGUCCUGGGGACGCUCCUCUGAACCAACUUGCGAUAGGCCCACGCCCUAAGGAGUUAAACCUUUCUCAUGUUACCCAGCGGCUUAUAAGGAGGGGAGGCCAAGCCUGCGCCUUAGUGGGAGCCUUUGGGGUUUAUUCUCUGCCCUUCUAACUUGAUUAAGAAUGACCGAGAAGAAAUCACAGCUUUGUUCCGGAGCCAAUGUUUAUACUCAAGUGCCUGACGGAGGGUGGGGCUGGGCAGUAGCUGUGUCUUUCUUCUUCGUUGAAGUCUUUACCUACGGUGUCAUCAAGUCAUUUGGCGUCUUCUUUAAUGACUUAAUGGACAGUUUUGAGGAAUCUAAUAGCAGGAUCUCAUGGAUAAUAUCAAUAUGUGUGUUUUUCUUAACAUUUACAGCUCCCCUCUCCACUGUCCUGAGCAAUCGUUUCGGACACCGCCUGGUGGUGAUGGCGGGAGGCCUGCUUGUCAGCACCGGGAUGGUGGUGGCCUCCUUUUCCCAGGAGGUGUACCACAUGUACAUCGCCAUUGGCAUCAUCUCCGGUUUGGGCUACUGCUUCAGUUUCCUCCCAGCUCUCACCAUUCUAUCUCAGUACUUUGACAAAAGACGUUCGAUCGUCACCGCAGCUGCUUCUACGGGAGAAUGUUUUGCUAUGUUUGCUUUUGCACCAGCGUUCACGGCUCUGAAGGAGAACAUCGGCUGGAGGUACAGCCUCCUCCUCGUGGGCCUGCUGCAGUUAAACAUCGUCCUCUGCGGGGCGCUGCUGAGGCCGAUCCUCAUCAGGGGACCCGGGUCACCGAAAACAACUGGACAGGAAAAUCCAAAAGAAGUACAAUAUAUGCUUGAAAAUGAGAAAACACGCACCUCGAUAGACUCCAUUGACUCAGGAGUGGAACUAACUACCUCACCUAAAAACGUGCCUGGUCACACGACCGUGGAGCUGGAGCCGAAGGCCGACGUGGAGCAGCGGACCCCGGAGAGGCCCAGCUCCACGCGCGGCGGCGAGAAAGGCCCCCUGUUGGACUUCUCCGUCUUGAAGGAGAAGAGUUUCAUCUGCUACACGUUGUUUGGUCUCUUUGCGACCUUGGGGUUCUUCGCCCCUUCCCUGUACAUCAUUCCCUUGGGCAUCAGCCUGGACAUCGCCGAGGACCGCGCUGCUCUUCUGCUAUCCACAAUGGCCAUCGCCGAAGUGUUCGGGAGGAUUGGAGCUGGUUUCAUCCUCAACAGCCAGCCCAUCCGGAAGAUCUACAUUGAGCUCGUCUUCGUCAUCUUGUUGACUGUGUCUCUGUUUGCCUUUACGUUUGCUGCUGAAUUCUGGGGUUUAAUGUCCUGCAGCAUAUUUUUUGGUGUUAUGCUUGGAACCGUGGCAGGCACCCACAUCCCACUGCUGGCGGAGGAGGACGUGGUGGGCAUUGAGAAGAUGUCUUCUGCCGCCGGCGUCUACGUCUUCAUCCAGAGCAUAGCGGCGCUAGCUGGGCCGCCCCUGGCAGGGCUGCUGGUGGACCACAGCAAGGUGUACAGCAGAGCCUUCUACUCCUGCGCAGCUGGGAUGGCGGUGGCCGCGGGGUGCCUGGCGCUGGUGAGGCCAUGCGGGAAGGGACUGUGCCGGCGCCACCACGCAGGCGACGGGAAGGCAGAGAGCUACCGGGGGAGAGCUUUGCAAGACAUCCCUGAAGACUUCCUUGAAAUGGACCUUGGGAAGCACGAGCAUAAAGUUCCUAUGAAAACGGAGCCAGAAUGACAGACAGGCUUUCGUACGACAUCAACCACCCAAGGCUGGUUGUGGGGGCAGCGUCUGGGGGACACCGUGGUGUAGAGGAGCUAACCAUUCCACCUGCUUUCAAAACGACACUUGGAACGGAAUGGUGACAUGAACACUACCACCAACAUCCUUUUCUCUGUGCUUUCCUGUUUGCUUGUUCUUUAAGCCAAAACAGAAACAACCAAAUACUCUUCCAUACAGAAACCUGGCUGUAUUCCGGAGCGACCCAGAGACACACAGAAGCACCGUGGUCCACAUUCCAGUUUUAAAAUAGUGACACAAAUUGGCAAAGUGGUUGUAAGCGCUCUCACAUAUAUCACCUGCUAUACUGUAAAAGGAUAUCUAGCCCGGGUCAUUGAAAUGCAAUUGGCCGUUCAAAAAAAAAUCUUAAAUCACUUUUACAAUUUCUCAUUUUCAGAAAUAUGAACAAAUGGUUAAAACUCUUUGAAAAAUACUGAGGUUUUAUAUUAAAAAUGUAUAACCUCUUAAUUUCCCAAAUAUUCAAUGGAAAUGUACACUUUAAGACCAAACAUUCUGCUAAUAAAUGGAAAUUUGUGUGUGUGUAUAUAUAUAGUAUAUAUAUAUAUGUGUGUGUAUAUAUUGUAUGUAUGUGUGUGUGUAUAUAUAUAUACACACACACACACACAUAUAUGUAAACACACACACACACACGAACUUGAAAAUCAUGAAUGUGAAGAUUCCCACGUCUUUUUAUGGCCAGUCAUUAUCAGAAGUAUUUCACACAGAAUAUACAGAAUAGCAUUCAAAAUGCUCUUAAUUAUUCAGAAAUAUGUGAUUGUAGUAUCUUUAAUUUAAACCACUAUUUAUUAUUAAGUUAUUCUAGGAUGAUUAAAGUAAUCACAAGAAAUAUCACCUGGGACAUCAGCAUCACUUUCACCUCCCUCGGCAAUCCUUUCAAUGCCUCAAAGAAUACGAAUACUAACUUCUCUUGUAAAGUUACUCCAGGAGGCCAAAUGGUAAUGAUUCUUCAAUGUGACUGAGGACAACAUGUGCUGUUUGAAGGGGGAAAAUAACGAAUAGCAAAUAGCCUUAGCCUUUUAAAAUAAGGUUUCAUCACCUAAGAAUACUUGAGGAUGUUCUUUGGAUCAGAAUUCUAUUUCAUUGAAUGGGUGAAGCAUUUCUGAUUUAAAAAGAAAAACAUCUGACUGCUGAAGCAUUUCGGUGUUUCACACGGGGCGGCAGGGACAGUAACUUGACCAUCACGAGUUACAAGUGGCAAUUUCCGUCUUAUAUAAACUCUGACUGCUCUUAAUUUGCCAGAGUUUUCAGGGUAACCGAUCAUUGUUAUUUUGCGUUGUUGUUUGCAGUUACACUACAUGUAUAGUAUUUCUCAUUUUAGCCAUUUGCUGUAAAGAAGGUAAAUGUGAGGAUAACGGGUGGGUUACUGGCUCCUACGUACCGAAUCUUACUCUAUAGGCGAUGGUCCAUGCUCGCUGCUCCAUCCUCAUUCAUCUUCACUGUUAAUUUAUGACAACUCAGGGGGAAACAAUGUAACAAGCCUAGUUUGGUUACAGGUACACAAAGCUUGAAUAUUUCUCUGCACUGAAAUGGAAGUGGCAUCGUUCAGCACCACCUGCUAUAUUUUGUACAGAAUUUUAUCAGCCAUAGACAUAGGACAAUCUGUAAAUCUUUGGGGGGAGGUGGAACAGGAAAUGACAAAGUGUCCGUCAAAAAAAGACACACCUAAAACGGGGUGGAUGUAGCAGACCUGUCGCUGCUUGAGAAGGACACUGAGUUUGUGACUGUUGCAGACUUACAUGACUUCAGCACUUUAUAACCAUUUCUACUAUGAAUGUUAAAUACGGUUUAAUAUUUAUAACUGAUUUCUGAGCUAUGUGCUCAUGUCCAUUCUGUUAACUGCAUGAAAAAAAUAUAUGCCAAUUCCAGUUUGUCAAUAAUCAAGGUUUUAAAUGUUUGGAAGAAAAUUAAAACGGGAUUGCUGAUUUGUUCUGUACUAGGGACAUUCUGGUACUUCUAGAUUUGUAAUAAAUAUAUAGCUUUUUUAUUUAAA
This is a messenger RNA of Myotis daubentonii (Daubenton's bat), 3792 nucleotides long. It is a transcript of the gene SLC16A6, whose product is annotated as solute carrier family 16 member 6. Gene Ontology annotation, molecular function: monocarboxylic acid transmembrane transporter activity. Gene Ontology annotation, biological process: monocarboxylic acid transport; transmembrane transport. NCBI's taxonomy places the organism in Eukaryota, Metazoa, Chordata, Mammalia, Chiroptera, Vespertilionidae. The record is from RefSeq and is a predicted model, not a curated record.